This is a messenger RNA of Columba livia (rock pigeon), 1410 nucleotides long. RefSeq names its product solute carrier family 25 member 34 (gene SLC25A34). The record is from RefSeq and is a predicted model, not a curated record. The transcript is spliced from 4 exons. Bases 265 to 1389 code for a protein of 374 amino acids. Lineage: Eukaryota; Metazoa; Chordata; Aves; Columbiformes; Columbidae.
UUUUUCCCUAUUUGCGCCGGGCCACGUCACGUGAGAGCCGAGGACACUCAGCUGGGAUUUGGCUGCGGCGCGUGUGCCGGUGACGUUGGGGGGACGCACCCCCAGGCCUGACCUUUGCCCCAAAUCCCUUCUCAAAUUGGGGGGGGGGCGGCUCUGGAUUUUGGGGGGUGUUUUGCAGGACACAGCGCUCGCUCCCCUCUUUAUUCCCCCCGCGUUGAGCGGGGGAAGCCGGAGCCCGGGGCCAUCCCUGCAGGCAGGUGCUGAAUGGCGGGUGCUGGCGCUCUCGCCUCCUUCCCCACACCCCCCCUGCAUGAAUUCCCUUAUCCCCCCCAAAACAGACCCGGCAUCGCACGGGGAUCCCCAGCCGGGGGGGUUCCACCGGGGACGGAUUUGGUGCUGGGAGCCACUGCCGGUUGCUUGGCCUGUGUCCUCACCAACCCGCUGGAGGUGGUGAAGACGCGCUUGCAGCUCCAGGGCGAGUUGCAGCCCCCCGGGACGUACCCCCGGCCCUACCGGGGGGUGCUGCGGGCGCUGGGGGCCGUGUGCCGGGCCGACGGGGUGCGGGGGCUGCAGAAGGGUUUGGCCGCCGGGCUCCUCUACCAGGGGCUGAUGAACGGCGUCCGGUUUUACUGCUACUCCUGCGCUGAGGAUGCCGGUUGGACGCGGUACCCCGGGGGUACCGUGGCCGCCGGGGCCGUGGCCGGGGCGGUGGGAGCCGUGGUGAGCAGCCCCGCGUACCUGGUCAAGACCCACCUCCAAGCGCAGACACUGGCCGCUGUGGCCGUGGGCCACCAGCACAACCACGAGAGCAUCUCCGGGGCUUUCGAGAGCAUCUACCGGCAGCACGGGGUGCCGGGGCUGUGGCGGGGGGUGACGGGCGCCGUGCCCCGCGUGGCCGUGGGCUCGGCCGCACAACUCGCCACCUUCGCGGCCGCCAAGGACUGGGUCUGCCAGCGCGGGUGGUUCGGGGAGGGCAGCUGGGCCGCGGUGCUGGCGGGGGGCAUGGUGAGCGGCGUGGCCGUGGCGGUGACCAUGACGCCUUUCGACGUGGUCAGCACCCGGCUCUACAACCAGCCCGUGGACGCCGACGGCACGGUAAGGAUUUCGGGGGGGGACGCGGCUUUUCCCGGGGUUGCACCCGGCCGGGGGUGCGCAGCCGGCUCCUCUCUCCCCAGGGCAAGCUCUACCGGGGUUUUUGGGAUUGCGUCCUGCAAAUCUCCAGCAAAGAGGGGCUGCUGGGCUUGUACAAGGGCAUCGGCGCCGUCUACCUCCGCCUUGGCCCCCACACCGUCCUCAGCCUCUUCUUUUGGGAUGAGCUCAGGAAGAUGGUGCAGCACCAGCAGCCCCCCCAGCCGUAGGACGGGCUCCCCGCCCCGCUGCGGCUGUUAAUAAAAGGGGAUUUUCUAUUUA